Bactrocera tryoni is the source of this 2742-nucleotide messenger RNA. RefSeq lists its product as uncharacterized. NCBI's taxonomy places the organism in Eukaryota, Metazoa, Arthropoda, Insecta, Diptera, Tephritidae. The record is from RefSeq and is a predicted model, not a curated record. Gene Ontology annotation, molecular function: sweet taste receptor activity. Gene Ontology annotation, biological process: sensory perception of taste. The transcript is spliced from 6 exons. Gene Ontology annotation, cellular component: dendrite; axon; membrane. Bases 1 to 2724 code for a protein of 907 amino acids.
AUGAUAUUUCUUUUGCCGAUAUUUACCGACUUUGAUGAUGCUUUCGGAGCUGGCGAUCCACUCGCCGAACUGUUAAAUCGCCUAACUAUAUAUAUCAGUUUCGGUGCCAUACUAACAACAUGGUGGAUUAAUUGGACCAGCCGUCAGCGGCUGCAGCAGUUAUUCAAUGAGUUCGCUAGUAUUGAAAUCGAUUAUUUAUAUCGUUAUAAACAUUUUACCGAUGAAUGUGCGACUUUCGAUUAUUAUGUGUUUUGGAAGGUUUUCGCGACCCUUUUACAAAACUUAUCGUUCUUCUAUAGCAUCGGCGUAGCUGAUAAUCCCGGCUGGUUAUUCAUUAUAUUCAUGUGUCUACUGGCCUUGCUUACAAAUGUAAUUUUCCACGUAUCAAGCCACUUCUUUCUGGCCGUUUUGUUUACUUAUCGCUUUAAUUGGGUCUUGAAUCGGCGUUUGGCAAGUAUGGCCGGCAACGAAGUGUCGUCAAGUCGGCUGCGGGUUUUGAGCAUAGAAAUCGAUAACAUUGCUUGCAUCUAUACGCGUUUGAUUCGGCUGUGCGCGCACUAUACACGCAUACAUCAAUACCAAUUGUUGCUCUUGUUCGGCUCGAUGACCCUUUGCAAUAUCGAAGUGCUGUUCUACGUGCGCCUGCUUUGGAGCGGCAAAGUGAGCGAGUUGAAUGCCCGCAAUGUUUUUGCGAUAUUGCAAAUAGUUGUUGUAAAUAUAUUGGACUUUUGGCUGACAAUAACAAUAUGUGAGCAGGCGUUGGUGACGUCGCAGAAAACGGUGGAAAUACUACGUGGCUUCAAUGAGAACCCCAAAUAUUUGUUAGAUGUGGAACGGAGCUUGGAAGGCUUUGGCGUCAUUUGUAGCAACACCAGCUCAUCGUUCUAUUGGAGCAACAAAAUGGAUGCGAGCUACUUUUUGGUGUCAAUGUUGACAAUCAUAUUGUUCAAUGAGAUAUUAUUGAUAUCGAAUCAGUUCUAUCACAAUACGCUCUCCAUCAAUCACUCCAUACUGGCUGUAAAUCAUCGCCUGCGUUGUUUAAAUACCAGAAAGCAGUUGUUGGCUGCUGGUGAGAUUAAUGAGAUUUUCGGCAUAUAUAUACGUUUGAUACGCUUAAUAACGCACACAACGAAAGCAUACGAAAAACAGUUACUGGUCAUAAUCUCGGUGCGUUUGAGCGUUAUUGUGCAGUGUCUUUUCUCCGCAUGCAUGCACUUCGGCGGUAGAGGCUUGCAGAUGAAUGAACUGGAACUGCUAUAUUUCUUGCUUAUUAUAAUGCUAACCUCCUUGGACUAUUGGCUCAUAAUGGCUGUUUGCGAAUCGGUGUGGCGCGCUCAGCAACAGACGAAAGUCGAGCUGAAACAUUUUAACACUUUUCGUACUUUGAGCGUUGAUCUGGCGAGAGAUCUCAACACUUUUUCAAUAUUUUGCUCGAUACACAAGUUUCGCUUUCCGUUAUGUGGCUUGUUCGAGAUACAUUUUGCUACUGCACGCAAUCUAUGCACUUCAGUGGUGACAGCGCUGAUCUGUCCGGCUGAAUGUGGGUGCAGCGCCAUGAGCUCGCGUUGGCGUAUCGGUAUCGCGCGAUUUUUCUACAACUCGACAAUUUGGUUUUCCAUCGCUUUCGGCAUAUUACCGUUUCGUUAUGAUUCAAAACUACAAAGGAUCUACACUUCCAAAUACAGCUUCGUCUAUAGCAUCUGCCUUAACGUGGUAAUAGGGUUUGUGGCGUUUGCGGCUUGGCCAACCGACGAUUUGCUGGAAUUGGACUUACAGCAACACAAUAAACUAAUGGGCUUACUAAUCAGAGCCAUAGUCGUGUCGCAUAUAUAUACGUUGAUUACGAUUAUUGUGAUAAAUUGGCGCGAAUACAAAUCGGUGUUACACAUUUUCAACGAAUUCGCCGCCAUCGAGCGGACUUAUCUCGCCAAGCAUGCCGAUUUGGCGCGCAGCUGCAGCACCUUCGAUGCCUGCAUCAUUUGGAAGGGUGUAGCAACGCUACUGCAAAACAUCUCCUUCAUCUUUGUGAUUUUUGAAAAAAAAUCGACGUUGAGCAUGCGUGCAGUGAUUGUACUUGGCUUUGCAUUAACAAUGGGCAAUGUGAUUUUUCUUGUCGUGCUCCAAUUUUAUAAUUUCAUCGUUACCACUUACCGUUGUAUGUGGAUACUGCAACAGCGUCUAAAAUAUCUGGCCAACCAAAGCACUAUGACGACACCAUUUCGCAACGUCUCCUGUGAGGUGUAUGAAAUAACGGGCAUCUACUUGCGUUUGAUGAAGUUGUGCAAGAGCUUUGGCAGCGUUUAUGGCCAGCAGUUGUUGACCAGCAACUGCGCUAUAAUGUGUACGAACGUACAGUCGUUAUAUUAUUUGCGCAACAUUUGGAGCGACAAAGUUAGCGAUUUGACCGCUUGGGAUAUAUUUUAUACGUUACAGGCGGUGCUGAUAAACGUUUUCGACUUUUGGCUCACUAUUGCGGCAUGCGAAUUGGCCUUGGGCAUGGCGCGAGAUAUAGCGCAGCUCCUGCGCACUUUCAAUGAUUUCGAGAAACUGGAUGUGGAGUUCGAAAAAAGUUUGGAGAUUUUGGCUGCCGUCUGUAGAAACAAUACGCCGAAAUUUCGUUUGUGUGGCUUGGUUGAUUUGAAUCACUUGGCGGGUCUAAAAGCUUUGCUGACCAUGAUUUUAUAUCUGAUCUAUUUAGUUCAAUUCAGUUACAAUGACUUUUGAAAAAAAAAUGGAAACGAA